AUGUCUGCCUUCUUCCACUUUCUCUGUGUGAGGAUCAUGUCUGCCAACUUCCACGGAAGUGUGCCCCCUCCUGACCCCUCCAUCCAGCCCCCUCCAUCCUCCACACAGCCUUACCCCUCCAUCCAGCCCCCUCAGUCCUCCAAACAGCCUACACCCUCCAUCCAGCCCCCCUCCAUCUUCCACACAGCCUACACCCUCCAUCCAGCCCCCCUCCAUCUUCCACACAGCCUACACCCUCCAUCCAGCCCCCCUCCAUCUUCCACACAGCCUACACCCUCCAUCCAGGCCCCUCAACCCUCCACACAGCCUGACCCCUCCAUCCAGCCCCCCUCAAUCCUCCACACAACUGACCGCUCCAUCCAGCCCCCUCCAUCCUCCACACAGCCUACACCCUCCAUCCAGCCCCCUCAGUCCUCCACACAGCCUAAACCCUCCAUCCAGCCCCCUCAGUCCUCCACACAGCCUGACCCCUCCAUCCAGCCCCCUCCGUCCUCCACACAGCCUUACCCCUCCAUCCAGCCCCCUCCAUCCUCCACACAGCCCCUCAACCCUCCACACAGCCUGACCCCUCCAUCCAGCCCCCCUCAAUCCUCCACACAGCCUGACCGCCUUAUCCAGCCCCCUCCAUCCUCCACACAGCCUGACCACUCCAUCCAGACCCCUCAAAUCUCCACACAGCCUACACCCUCCAUCCAGCCCCCUCCGUCCUCCACACAUACUGACCCCUCCAUCCAGCCCCCCUCCAUCCUCCACACAGCCUACACCCUCCAUCCAGCCCCCUCACCUGACCCCUCCAUCCAGCCCCCUCCAUCCUCCACACAGCCUACACCCUCCAUCCAGCCCCCUCCGUCCUCCACACAGCCUUACCCCUCCAUCCAGCCCCCUCCAUCCUCCACACAGCCUGAUCCUUCCAUCCAGCCCCCUCCAUCCUCCCCACAGCCUGACCCCUCCAUCCAGCCCCCUCCAUCCUCCACACAGCCUACACCCUCCAUCCAGCCCCCCUCCAUCCUCCACACACCUGAUCCCUCCAUCCAGCCCCCUCCGUCCUCCACACAGUCUACACCCUCCAUCCAGCCCCCUCCAUCCUCCACACAGCCUGACCGCUCCAUCCAGCCCCCUCCAUCCUCCACACAGCCUACACCCUCCAUCCAGCCCCCUCAAUCCUCCACACAGUCUACACCCUCCAUCCAGCCCCCCUCCAUCUUCCACACAGCCUACACCCUCCAUCCAGCCCCCCUCCAUCCACACAGUCUACACCCUCCAUCCAGCCCCCCUCCAUCCUCCACACAGCCUACACCCUCCAUCCAGCCCCCCUCAAUCCUCCACACAGCCUACACCCUCCAUCCAGCCCCCUCAAUCCUCCACACAGUCUACACCCUCCAUCCAGCCCCCCUCCAUCCGCCACACAGCCUACACCCUCCAUCCAGCCCCCCUCCAUCCUCCACACAGCCUACACCCUCCAUCCAGCCCCCCUCCAUCCUCCACACAGCCUACACCCUCCAUCCAGCCCCCCUUUAG
Molecule: messenger RNA, 1518 nt
Organism: Oncorhynchus mykiss (rainbow trout)
Lineage: Eukaryota; Metazoa; Chordata; Actinopteri; Salmoniformes; Salmonidae
Source: RefSeq, a predicted model, not a curated record